AUGCGGUCACAGUGGCCUUUAACAUGGCCCCCUUCAGGAAAGCUGUGCCUUCUUGCUUACGCACAAGCAUGCAGUCAAUUCCUUGGGCAUCCCCUCGGUCAUUGGGCGUGCAAAGCAGCGGUGGACAACCUACCCAGGGGCACCCUUCCCAGCAUCUUCACUACUCGUGGACAUACCGCAACCAACAAUUACAUCCAAGUUCCAGUCCAGUACACGGAUUUUGAACCCGAGCCGAGCUGUAUGGUCACUAUCAAUUUGGACGGCCAUUCGCAGAAUGAUCAAUUCGUGUUCGUUCCGUGGGAUGAGAUUAGGGAGAUGGCCCAGGUUAUUUUAGAUACUUGCGUUGACUAUUUGAACCGUGGCGGGUUCAUAACCUACGGUGUCGGGAGGACACUCGAGUCCCUGAUCCAUCCUACGACCUAUGGGGGAGACAACGCCGAAUUUCCUACACCGGCCGGGGUCUGGCAGCCGGACGGGACGGUCGAAUUUGUCGCAAUACCGUCCAUUCCUGCCACCAAUGAAUACAAUAUACCCUAUUACAUGACGAUCACAGUGUCAGCUCCUUCGUACCGGCUGCAUCCUGAGGUAACUGACUAUGCCAUUUCCUUGGCGGUGAUGGGAGAUGUAGAGAAUCAAUUCCUAAGAUCCAGGACCACAACGAUUCAGAACAGCCUCGCGAGGAUACUCAAGGGACUAGAAUCCAACCAGAACUCAUUGAUAGGUCAAGACCACCCACGAUGGUGGCAAUACCCCGUAGAACCUCCGACUCCGAUCCCCGUCAACGUGAAAUACGCCUGUGAUGAAACACUUGGGAGUCCCAGUACCGCCAAUUGCGAGGCUGUAUUGUAUGAAUUUGUUCAGUCUGGCGAUGUAAUACUUGAUCCCGCGUCGGGACCAAUCAUCAAAGUAACAGGGAAUUGCGCCAUAGCUGUAGGAGCAAACGAAAGGCAUUCCACAACGUGGGAUAUGCUGCGAAGUGUUGCCGAGACUUUGAUCGCAACGUGUAUAAGCAGCCCCGGCUCGGGCACUCUUGGCGGUACAGCCAUCAGUCAGACGAUUCGUAGUCGAAGGAGGAGCCAAUACCUCGGCAGGAGACAGACAGGGAUGCUGCAGAUGCGACAUGCUCGUGGGGAGUGGUGGCGAGCCAUCAAGGAGACGUCCGACAAUGUCCGGCCAGGUCUGCGCCUUUCCGCCCGCCAGAACGAAUCCUAG
This is a messenger RNA of Letharia lupina, 1212 nucleotides long. RefSeq lists its product as uncharacterized. The record is from RefSeq and is a predicted model, not a curated record. The transcript has 7 exons. Bases 1 to 1212 code for a protein of 403 amino acids. Lineage: Eukaryota; Fungi; Ascomycota; Lecanoromycetes; Lecanorales; Parmeliaceae.